This is a messenger RNA of Ictidomys tridecemlineatus (thirteen-lined ground squirrel), 3271 nucleotides long. The record is from RefSeq and is a predicted model, not a curated record. NCBI's taxonomy places the organism in Eukaryota, Metazoa, Chordata, Mammalia, Rodentia, Sciuridae.
AUGUGGGUCCCCUGUCUGCUGAGGGCAGUCAUAGCCUCCAUGUGGCUUGGUGCAACUACUCCUCUUCUAUGCAGUAUCCCUACUGCCUGUGCCAGCCAUGUCCUGCCCUCCAGCCUCUCCCAAGGAGGGACAAGAGCCUUUUCAGUGACUCUACCUGAGGACCAAAGUGUGCUUUUGAAGGGACCCCAGGGGGUGAGUGGCCAACAGAAGGGAAAAAGUGACCAGCAACAAGUGAAGCAAAGUCCUCAAUCUCUGACUGUCCAGGAAGGAGGGAUUUUAGAGCUGAAUUGUUUGUAUGAGAACAGUUUAUUUGACUACUUCGGAUGGUAUCGGCAAUUCCCUGGUAAAGGCCCAGCAUUAUUGGUAGCCAUCAGUUCAAUUAGAAUAAAAGAAGAAUUUGGAAGAUUCACAGUUUUCUUCAACAAAAGUGCUAAACAUAUCUCCUUGCACAUCACGGACUCUCAACCUGGAGAUUCAGCCACCUACUUCUGUGCAGCAAGAGCACAGUGCUCUCCAGGCACCUGCAGCCUAAACUCAAACCUGAAGCUGAGGCCCCAGCCAAGCCCUGCUGCAGGGCUUAGACUGACAGAAACACAGACUGGCUUUCACUUGCACAGAUAGAUGAUGAAGUAAAUGUAUGGAUUCACUAGUGCAGGUGCAUGAAAGGGUAGUUGUUAAAGUAAAUUUUAAAAAACUCAGUUUAAUGAGUAACCAACCUGCAGAAAUUUUUUCAUAAUAAAGUAUAAUAUGUCAUCACUAUUUAAUCAGUUCUAGGUCAAAUGGCUCUUUAUACAUUGCUGGUAGAAUGCAACUGGUCUGACAAUAUUAGAAAUCUUUUGGAAGUUUUUUAUAAAAUGAUUUAUCAUAUGGACAGAAAUUCCAUUCCAAUAUAUUCAUCAACAAGAAAUGAUAAUAAUUAUAACAGAAGGACUUUUGUUUAAGGUAGUCUUAUCCAUAAUAAUCCACAUUCCCAAAUUGGAAACAACAAAAUGUUCACUAAAUGGUGAAUAGAGUUAUGAAUUAUGGUUUAUUCCUAUAAAUAAAUUCUAUGAAUUUGUAUGAAAUACUACACAGCAAUAAAAUGGGCUAAGCUAAUGAUACAGGUAACACAUAAUAGAUCUAAAAAUGUGUAUGCUUCCUUGAAUGAGAAUCAUGGGCAUCAUAGUGAAAAAAGUAAUCUCAAAGAGUAAUUAAAAAUAAACACAGAAUGCAUGUUUGACUUAUGUAAAAUUUUUAAAUGGAAAAAAAAUAUAUAUAGGGAUGUAGAUAAGGGCAGGGAGCCACAGUUUGCCUGUGAGAAGGGUGUGCAUGAGCAGUGUUUUUAGGCUGAUGGAGCCAUUCUUGGUUGUCCUGAUUGUAGUGGUGUUUACAAAGCCCUAUGCAUGAGACAAAAUUUCACAGAAUUGUACAUGCACACACACACACACACACACACACACACAGAGAGAGAGAGAAAUAGAAAUUGAUUAGUCAGAACAAGUUCUGCAUUUUAAUGAAUAAUAUUGUAUCAAUAUCAAUUUUCUUGUUUUGAUAAUGGUACAUAAGGAAAAUGGUGUGUAGCUAUAAUUAAAUAAUGUGUCAUUAUUGAAGAAAGACGAAUGUACAAGACCAGUCUGCAUUGUUUUUGUACCUUAUGUGUGAAUCUAAAAGUAUUUAAAAAUCCAAGGUAAGCAUGUGAAACAAUUAGAUUCUUGUAUAUUUCUCUUAGGAAUGUAAACUGGGCAAUCAUUUCAGCAGAUUCUUAUAAAAACAAAAAUAGGAAAGAUAGAUCUAUCAUAACCCAAGGGUACCACUUCUAGUCAUUUUCUCAAAGGAAUGAAAACUUGUGUUCAGGAAAUACUGGUUUAAGAAUGUUCAUAGCAGCAUUCUUCAUAAGAGCAAUCAAUAGAGAAACUGCCCACAAAGAAGAGAUUAAAUCAACUGUGCUGUACCCAUACAAUGAAAUAUUAAUCAGGUAUAAAAUUGACUGAAUAAUUAAUUAUAUAAUUAUACACAAAUAAAUAUUGAUCACAUUAUGCCUAGCAAAAUUUCCAGUCAUAAAAUUGUGCAAACUAUUUGAUUCCAUUUAUGUCAAUUUCUAGAAUAGGCAAACCUAACCAUGGAGAAACCAAGGAGAAAAGCAGUCAUAAUUAUGGAGCAGGAGUUGUUUGGACAUAAAGGAUCUUAAUUCAGAGAGGAAGAAAAUGUUCUAUUUCUUGAAAGGAGUGUGGUUUUCAAAGCUGUUUGUAGUUUUCAAGUCUCCUGUAAUUUGAUACUUUCCUGCCAUUUAUUUUAUAUUACAAUUUAUACUUCAGUAAAAAAUAAAGUGUACAGAUAUUAAUCAAAUAGGGAACAAAAGCAAAGUUACAGAAGGGGAAAUCCAAGGCUCAUUAUUUUUGAAGAAAUAAAAAAUAAAAAAAAUAUUUGGUAAUGUUGAUAAUGGAAAACAGAAAAUAGGGGCUGAAUGAUGGUCCCUAAACUGCCCAUGUCAUAAUCCCCAAAGUUUGUGAAUUUGUAGCCUUACAUGGUGUAUUAGAUUCCUAGGGCUGUCAUAACAAAGUGCCACAGAUUGGGGGAGUCAAAACAAUAGAAAUUCAUUGUCUUACAAUGCUGGAGGCAAGACAUGUGAAAUAAAGUCUAUGCCCCUUGAAGACUUUAGGGAAGGUCUGUCCCAACAUCUCUGCUAGCUUUGGUAGUCUCAGGCUUGUAGAUGCUCAUGUUCUUCCUGGGUAUUUUCAUUCCUCUUGUGUGCGUGUCCCUGUCUCUUCACAUGAUAUUACAUUUUUUAUAAAGGCACUAGUCAUAUUAGACUGAGGAUCCAGUUUACUUCAGUAUGACCUCAUUGAAACUAAUUAUAUCUGCAAAAAUCUUAUUUUCAAAUUAAAUGACAUUCAUUAGUAAUCAAAAUUAGGACUUCAACAUAUGGAUUUGGAGGGAAACAAUUCAACAGAAUACCAUAUGGCAAAAGGGAAUUUGCAGAAGUGAUUAAUUCAAAGAUCUUGAGAUGAAUAAAUUAUCCUGGAUUACCCAGUGACCCAGACUAAUCACAAGGAGCCUUAUAAGAGAGAGACAGAUAGUAGAGUCAGAACAGCAACAACAAAAGCCCUGCAAUGAAUGUGGAAAUGAAGACAGCCUCUAAAAUUGGAAUUCAAAUGUUGGAUUAUUCCUUGAUUUUAGCUUAAAGAGACUGACUUAGGAUUUGUACCCUUUAGAACGCUAAGAGAAUAAAUUUGUGUUGUCUUUUGCCACCAAGUUGAUGGCAUAGCCUCAUUGGAAAACUGGAAAACUAAUA